This is a messenger RNA of Vitrella brassicaformis, 2588 nucleotides long. Lineage: Eukaryota; Vitrellaceae. The record is from the annotation of a GenBank genome assembly.
CGUCUGUUCGUCUGCUUCAUGCGCCCCCCCCCAUGUCUCGUAUACGCAUCCACGGACGGAGGACAAACAACCAACGGAUGUAAAAUGUAGGCAGCGAUGCUGCACGGGCGCACCCCUUCGUAUCAUAUAUCCACCACUGUCUUGGCACCCUCUCCCGUUACCGGUAACGCCGAUCGAUUACAAAAAGUCGACAGACGGGAUGGGCCGCUACGCCGCUUUCCAAACAGGAUGGGCCGCUACUCAAACAGGAUGGGCCGCUACGCCGCUUCUCAAACAACACGAAUGGGAUCUCUUAGGCAUACGGUAGGGAUCUGUCCGCUAAGGACGUGUUCGGCCCACACACACUGCGAUGGUAUCCCUCCUGUCUACGGCUCCUCCUCCUCGUUGUCGCCGUCGCCCUCUUCCUGCUCGGCCGCUGCUGCAGGUGCUCACACGCCUCUGGGGCGCGGGUCGGCCCGUGGGCACUUAUGGCCAGCAGCUCCUUGUCGGUAAGCUGUGAGGGCGGCUUGGCGGUCGGCGCCACAGCGGCGGGGAUUCCCUUGUUAUACUCUGUGACCGUGAUAUCCCUAGGCACGCCCACUCCUGCAGGCAUGUGUCACACACAGCGAGAGACACAAAAGUAGAGAGAAAUGCGAGUUUGUGAGUCAGCUGCUGACUGAUAUGCAUACCCAGGCGACUGAGAUCCUGUGUGAGGCGUUCGUACAGCUCCACGCUGAGGUACUCAGUCCAGUAGGCCUCGCUGAUCGGAACGAACGGCCGCACCACCUGUGUGCAUCCGCGACACACAGCAGCGACAAUGUUGCAUACGUGUCUGUCGGCCUCCACAGCCAGCUGCUGGCUUGGCGUGUUACCUGUUCUCCCUUGUCGUUCGUUCCCGCCAGCACCGGCUGUGCCAGGAGAGAGUUGAUCUCAUCCAUCAGCAGCUCCGGCAGCUGGCGGGGGAACGGACCUCGGCAGCUGGUGCGGAUGUGCUCCACCACCUGACACACACACCACAAAGGACAGCGUCCAUCUAUGCCCGUGGGCGAAUGUGAGUUUCUCGUGGCACUCACUCACCUGGUGUAGGUCGUUGUCGCAUGACUGCACGAUGCCCAUGGCCUUCUGCCAGCUCGUAAAGAACUGCGGCACCGAUUGGCCCCCGCUAAUCGUGGCCGACACGAGGAACCCAACUGAUGGAUGGAUGAGACACAGCCAGCAGACGGACAGAGACACCACGCACACAAUGUCAUAGGUGGACGACUGAGUGGAUGCGUCCACGACAAAUCAAUCACGUGUGCCUUGGAUCCUUACACAGGGAGAGGGCGGGGUACUUCUCCUUGAUGUACUCAUAGACCUGCAGGCGAUGGAUUAAACACAAGACCAGAAGACAUACACAAGUGGGCGUCUAAUGGUGUGUGCGCAUGUCCUUGUGUGUUGGUGUGUGCAUACCUUGUAGGGGUCUGUGAGGUCGCACUUGCCCUUGAUGCUGGGCUGUGUGCCGAGCUGCAGCCAGAAAUACACACACACACACACAGACAGAGAGAGAGAGAGAGAUAAAGACACAGCAACACGCCUUGGCUGCGUCAAGACUUACACGCAGCCGCUUUAGUGUCUCGAGCUCUUGCCUGCAGUCCUCCCCCCUCUCUAUGCGCAUCGCCGCCACCAUGAUGAGAAUAAUAAUAAUAAUGAUUAUGCUGCAGUCAGUGCGUCAGGAACAGACACACACACACCGUUCACGACAACCAACGAUGCACACAUGGACGAUGGACACGACUUGGCGCUUCACUUACAUGCCAUUGCAGCACCAGAUGAUGAUGAUGAUGAUGAUUAUGAUGAUGAUUAUCUUCUUUUUCUUUUUCUUCUUCGCGGCCAUUUCCUCGUCGCCCUGCUCCCCGCCGUCGAUGGGCUCCUCCUCCUCGUCCACUUCCACCUCCCUCUCCUCCACCGACCAGUCGAUGGCCAUGCCAUGGCGAGUGGCCUCGUCGAGGAGCUGUUGCUCGGCAGCCCCGCCGGCGAAUUCUAGAGUCAUUUUCUCCUCUAGGCCCUGCUUCUGAAUCUCCUGCACAAACCACACACACACACACACAACACACAAAAUCGUAUAAAGUGCUGGCGGCGUGCUUGCGGUAUUCACCUCGAUCAGCUGGUGUGCAUUCGUGUAUUUGGUCGGCCUUCGAUCCCUCGUAUACCGGCGCUGGCCCUUGGUGUAUAGGAGGUCCUUCUCGGCGCCUUGGCACGGUCCACCGUCACGUGCUGCACACAGCCAGCGACGAGCCAAACAAGAGGCGAAGGGACAAGAGUGUCCACAAAGGGCUGUCUGGCCAGGCUGGUUGAGUGACCUACCACCGUCGCCUUCUCCUGCUUCAUCUGCGGACCGAACAGGUGGGUGAUGUCCUUGGCGUAGCCGUUGCUGUCGUAUUUGGAGCCCGCCCUCGUCUGCGCCACCUUGAAGGAGUGGCUUGCCUCCUGAAUCCAUGAGUGACAACACAACGCCACACACGAUGAGUGAGAGUGAGACCCAUGCAACACAUGCAGUCGCCCUCGCUUACGUCAUAGAACUGCACUGGAUGUGCGCCGGGGAUAUUGCCCAUGUCAUGGCGCUGCUUGGC